CUCCGCCUGUGCGGGGCGGCACUCACUCCUCCUGGAGUCAGUCAGCGCCCUCUCAUUACGGGCGGCAGUUCCUCCCAUUGGGCGGCUUGCCACUCCUCCCUGCUCAAUGGGAAACCCGAUCCCUCCGCCCGGUGCCAGCCUGGGAAUCGCUGCACUGAGGUUAAGGAGCCCAGAAUGCUGGGAGGAGGUGGGAAGAGGUUCGUGAGUGACUAGCAACCCUUCCACACCGUGAUCCCAAGUUACUAACCCCCCUCAGGAACGCACUCCCCUCUAGCCAGAACGAAGAGGGGGGGUCGCAAACCCAUCAGUUAAGCACUAUGCUGAGGAAAGACAUGGUGACUGGGACAUGGACAGGGGAAGAGCCAUGAACUGGAUUCUUGGUGCGUUUUAGGAUGACGGCACAGGUGGAUUUCCUUUCCCUGGGGCAGACAGGUUAAGGUAGAAUAAUAAGAAGUUAUAACUUGAACUCCAGAGCAAGCUCAAAGCAUUUUGCAAUGCAUGAGUGAAGCCUCACAACUCACGAGGUGGAUUAGUAUUGUGGGGAAACUGAGGCACAGAGUGGUUCGGGCCAAUAUGUUCGAAAAGAGUCAUUGAUUUCUGGCUCCGUUUUUGGGACCCUGACUUGAGACACUGAAGGCCUGACGUUCACAGGCGCUGAGCCCCUGCGGCGAGCCGACACUGACUAGAGCAGCGACUCCCCUGCCUUUUCAUUGCUCCAAGUCGGUUCUUUAAUACACCUUGAACUCUGCUCCUAAAGAGACAAGAACAAAGCAAAAACCUCCCUGAGAACUGAGCUGAACUCAGGGGGAGCUGAGCUGGGUCUCUGUGGCAGACUUGCUAUUGCAUGGCUAUCUGUCACAUCAGCGUCGCUGAAUACAUCCGGAUUCUUGAUUCCUGGCAGAUCCCCUAUUGUCAGUCAUCCUAGUUACACUGGAAGAAACCCCACUGGAGCCUGGGGUCAGGACUGGCAGGUGACCUUGCUUCAGUGGGGGAUCUGGCCGGGAGGCAACGGGCCACAUUACCAAGAGUUUUCCCUGGGAUCUUCUUAGCUAGAGCUGGUGGGAAAUGAUUUCCCCAUCCCAUAAGAACUUUUGAGAUGCCAAAAAAAUUUCCAAUCCCAAAGUGGGACGAAAAAAUUCAUCUUGAAAAUUUUCUCAAACCAAAAUCUGGAACAACAAAAUGGAAUCAGGUCACUUGCACCUGAAAAAUGGAAGUUUUGAAGUGGAAAACACCCCCUCCCCCCAAAGUGUUGGAAAUGGGAAAUUCGUCGACAUCGGCCCUUUCCCAGGAACAUUUCGGUUUCGAUGAAGUGGUGGUUAGAGAUGGAAAACCUUAUCGUCGAAAAAUUCCUGCGCUCCGGGCACUAGUGGAACGAACCCUCCCUUGCUACUCCCGCUGACUCCAGCCCAGGUGGUUCCGGUUGACUUGUCAAGGACGUUUUGAAUAGCGACUGUAAAUCUUUCCUGUGUUGUUGCCUGGGUGGGGCGGGGAGGAGGGACAGCGACUGGUGCAGUGGUACCGAGCCAGUGCAAGUACAGAGGCUGGGAGGCAGAUUCCUGCAGAACUCCGGAGGCGGCAGCGGUCCUGAGACGCACACAGGAGAGGCUCUUUCCUCCUUGGAGCCAAUAACGAAGCAAAAUCUGGCCUGGUUACGGGCUGGUGGAGGUGCUGCUGUUCCCUCGCGGCCAAGGCUACGACUCCUCGCUUUCACUGAAGAUGCUCUGGAACUUUUCCCAGGGUGCUGCUGACCCGGUGCCCUGGCCUAAGUCCAGCCUGGCCAAUGAGGACCAGCAGUGACCUGCCACUCCUGGCCCGGAGGCAUCGCCGGCCCAUGGCGACGGCAGGGUCCUGGAAGGUGCGGAGGGAGCCCCAAGCUGCUCAGGAGGAGGCGGAGAGGAUUCUAGUGCUAGAAGAAAGCUGGAGGCCCUGGCCCAGAACACGCAGGACAAUCCGAGGCUGCCUGGAGUGUGUGAAGCGCCAGCUGUUCCGUGUCGGUGAUGACUGGUACUUCCUCUUUUUCCUGGGGGUGAUAAUGGCGCUGAUCAGUUUCGCCAUGGAUUUCACGGUCUCCAGGCUAUCGAACGCACACAAGUGGCUUUACCAAGAGCUCGGGGAUCACUUACUGCUGAAGUACCUGUCCUGGACUAUGUACCCGAUUGCCCUGUCCGCCUUCUCCACUGGCUUCUCUCAGAGCAUCACUCCGCACUCGGGAGGCUCUGGCAUCCCGGAGCUCAAGACCAUUCUCACUGGAGUCAUGCUGGAGGAGUACCUGGCCAUUAAAAACUUUGGAGCCAAAGUGGUGGGGCUGACCUGCACCCUCGCGUGUGGGAGCACCAUAUUCCUCGGCAAAGUCGGCCCCUUCGUGCACCUCUCCAGCAUGAUCGCAGCGUAUUUGGGAAAGAUCCGAACGUCUGUCGUUGGGGAGUAUGAGAACAAAAGCAAGCAGACGGAGAUGCUGGUGGCAGCCGCUGCUGUUGGAGUCGCGACCGUCUUCGGGGCUCCCAUUAGCGGUAAGAGUGGAACUGGCCCGGCCCGGGGGGUGGCAGGGGUGGGGACCGUGUCACAUGCUGGGGGAGUGUGUGGUGUCUCCCCCCGCCAGCUGGGUCACAGAGCAGAGGUUCCCCAACUUUUCUUAUUGUGUUGUACCCCCCGCCAGAGCUACCACCGGCUGCCCCCCUACUGCCUGCCGGAGCUACCACCGGCUGCCCCCUUUGAUCUCCCAGAGGCCUUCUUCUUCAUGGUGCUCGGGGGGAUCUGUGGGAUUCUAAGCUGUGCGUAUCUCUUCUGUCAGCGCUGGCUCCUGGGAUACGUCCGGAGGAACACGGUCACCGCCAAGCUGUUGGCGACAGACAAGCCCAUUUAUUCCUCCCUGGUGGCCCUCCUGCUCGCCUCCAUCACAUUCCCUCCCAGCCUGGGGCACUUCAUGGCAUCCAGGCUCAGCAUGAAGGAACUUCUCACCUCCCUCUUCGACAACCAGACGUGGGCCUUCUUGUCCCAGAACGCAUCGCUAGCCAGGCCUCCUCAAGUCGACCCUGAAAACCUGUGGCUUGAGUGGUGGGAGCCCAGCAUCACCAUCUAUGGCAGCCUGGCGCUCUUUCUGGUGAUGAAGUUCUGGAUGCUGAUCUUAGCCACUACCAUGCCGCUGCCAGCUGGGUACUUCAUGCCGCUCUUUGUAUACGGCGCUGCAAUCGGGCGUUUGGUGGGGGAAGUGGUGGCCUUUCUCUUCCCCCAGGGUAUCCAGUCGGACGGCAUCGUUAACACCAUCACUCCGGGAGGCUACGCACUGGCCGGGGCGGCAGCGUUUUCGGGCUCGGUCACCCACACCCUGUCCACUGCCCUGCUGGCCUUUGAAGUGACCGGGCAGAUCGCCCAUAUCCUGCCCGUCAUCCUGGCUGUGCUGGUGGCCAACGCUAUAGCCCAGAAGUUCCAGCCCUCCUUCUACGACGGCACCAUCAUUGUGAAGAAGCUGCCCUAUCUGCCCCGGAUCAGGAGCCGACACAUCGGCUCCUUCAGCGUGACCACUCGCCAGUUCAUGAACACCCACUUUGCAGUCCUGGCCAAGGGCGCCAGCUUUGAGGAGGUCCUCAGAGUCGUGACCUCUACCGACGACCUGGAGUACCCCAUUGUGGAGAGCACAGAGUCCUUGAUGCUGGUGGGCAUGGUGCAAAGAACCGAGCUGGUCAGGUACCUCCAGACCCACGAUGAAGCCAAGCCGUCCCCCCAGGAGCCAGGGGAGAAGCCUCGCUCCAACGGGACGCUGGGGGACGACUGCACCAUCGAGCCACUCACCCUCCAGCUGUCACCUUGGACGUCCCUGCACCAGGCUCACAACCUGUUUGAACUGCUGAACCUGCAACGUGUCUUCGUCACGUCCUUGGGGCGGGUCGUCGGGGCCGUCUCUCGGAGCGAGAUGAAGAAGGCGAUUGAAGACCUGGCAAAUCCGAAGACGUUGAAGUGAGCGAUUCGGAGCCUGGGAGAGCAGCCCCUUCCCCCUCCUAUGCGGCGGAGCGUGGGACGGGGGAUCGCGCUGGGGCACUGAGAUUUCAGCAGCAGGGGGGCAGUGCUGGCAGGGGUCUCCCCAAUUAUUUUUUUGUAAAUGGAAAUGGAUUUGAAAGCUCCUCCGCCCUUCCUGCUCCCGCCGCAAGGAGCCACGGUUGUGACAGCAGAGGCAACACCUGGACCUCUCUGGCCUGGGGAGCCUGCCAGCUGCUGGCAGCCCUCACCCACCCUGGAGACACAACAACACACAGCUACCCAGGGACAAACAACUUGGCCCACAGACUGUCAGCGCCGAGGGCAAGCCAAGGCUGCAAUGUGAAAUGUGCACGUGCCAUCCUGAAUUUAGUGCCUGCCGCCCUCUUGGGGCCAGGCCCAGCGGGACAAGAGUCUGCUUCUUAGCAAGCCCUAGAAGAGACGCUCCUUGAGCUCAAGGGGUAGGGGCUUGUGCUUCGGGCAGUGAAAGGCCCCGGCUCCUGCCGUGUACGUCUGGGUUCAUCACAGACCUGCCUGCACUGAAUUCUCCUGUAAUGUGACGUGCUGCCUUUGCUAUGCAAUCGCUCCCUCACUGCAAGGGGGCAGGCACGAGCCCCGAGGAGCCAGACCACCCCUUGCCGGUCCCCAGUGGAAGGUCCUAGACCAUCCCCAGGGCAGCCAGGCUGUUGUGGCCUACACAGCAGGGGAUGGGGGGCUCCUUUGAAAUCCAUUGUUCCCACUCACCGCGCGCAGUAAAUCAGAGAUGAGGGCUGGCA
Molecule: messenger RNA, 4748 nt
Organism: Chrysemys picta bellii (western painted turtle)
Lineage: Eukaryota; Metazoa; Chordata; Testudines; Emydidae
Source: RefSeq, a predicted model, not a curated record